This is a messenger RNA of Myripristis murdjan (pinecone soldierfish), 1929 nucleotides long. Its product is annotated as calmodulin-like protein 4. Lineage: Eukaryota; Metazoa; Chordata; Actinopteri; Holocentriformes; Holocentridae. Gene Ontology annotation, cellular component: myosin II complex. The coding region runs from base 1374 to 1727 and encodes 117 amino acids. Gene Ontology annotation, molecular function: calcium ion binding. The record is from RefSeq and is a predicted model, not a curated record. The transcript has 4 exons.
GUGCCCCAUUAUUUUUCAGAUUUUCUAUAGAUAUCGCAAUAAUAUCAUUAUUCUUUUGGCCGUGAGAAUCGUGUAAUGAAAAGCUGUUAUUUUGACAGUCCUUGUACAGAUACUUCAGAGAUAUGGUCUCACUUUCCUUCUCCUUGCCUAACCCCAACAUGGCACUGAAACAACGUUGAAGAUAUUUUUAUUGAACUAAGAAAAAAGCUCUCAGGCAGCUCAACAAACAUGCUGUUAGCUGCUGCCUCUCCUGUGUGGCUCCGCACUUUCUUGUGUCAGAGGAUUUCAAGACUGAAUGUAAAUCCAUCAAGAAAAUACCUUUGAGUCUUGACUCACUCUCUGAGCCCAGAGCUCAUCACUGAUGGUCCACCUAACGCUCAGUAACGUCCACACUGUGGUCCCGUCAGCACCACAGAUAUUGUUACAUCACUCAAAAGAUCAGGAAAAAAUGUUUUAUCACUUCUUUUAUACAGAUGAAAUAUCAUUUUUAUAGACUUGAAUUUUACAACUUGUUACUGUCAUUGCAUUGUAGUAUUGUUCAUUUUUUUUGCUGAAUGCCUGCAGUGUUGUUGUUUUGUAUGCACAUUUUUUAAUAUUAACCUUUUGUUCUGUUACUUUGCUGUACGUCACUGUGCUGUUAUCCUGCUAGUAUCAUUGCUCUUAUCGCUGUUUUACCACUUUCCCGUCUAUGAUGGUGGGCUUAAAUGAUAAAGUUGACCCUCCAGUUGCUGGUUAUUAAAGAUACUGAAAUGAACAUUGUAGUCAUGGGACAAAUAUUCUGUUAUAUUCCCCUUAUAUGCCAAAAUGAACCUGCUUUAGGUCAACUGCCUGUAUAAGAAUGGAAAGCCUUGUUACUAUUCUCUUCACAAUAUGAAUUAAAAGUGAUAUUUUGAUUUAAAAUCUAGUCAUUUAAAUGGUUACAAACUGUUAUCCAUUAUAUCGUGAUAUCAUAUGGCCUCCAGCCAUUAUGUUAUGGAUACUGAAUGUUGGUAACACUGAACAUUUCAGUAGCUGUACUGCAGAUCCGGUAUCUCUGUUUCCACAGCAACAGGUAUUGAAUUACCCACAGACUUAGGGGUGGUGGACUUUAUACCUAGGUGGAGGCACAGGUGAGUUAUAGGAAACACACUAUUUCCUGGAGGCUUACGUGAAAAUGGUAAGACCAACAAAUCCCGUUUUUUAUGCCUUUUGAAUGUAUUUUUUGUGUGAUGUACAUAGUUUUUGUGCACUUACUUGCCAUGUGACAGUAUACUCUUGUUAUAUUACAGGCAAAAUUCUUCUCACCAGCUCAAAUCAAUGAAUUCAAGGAGUGUUUUUCCUUGUAUGACAAGAAGCAAAAGGGCAAGAUUGACACCAAGGACCUGAUCACUGUCAUGCGCUGCCUGGGUACGAGCCCAACGUUUGGUGAAAUUGAGAGACAUCUCCAAGUACACAAAAUCGACAAGGCAGGUGAGCUGGACUUCUCUACUUUCCUCACCAUGAUGCACAGACAGAUGCAGCAGGAGGACCCGAAGACUGAGAUCCUGGAGGCCUUGAGGAUGACGGACAAACAGAAGAAAGGAUACAUCCAGGCGUCUGAGCUGCGCGCCAAACUCACCAAGCUAGGGGAGAAACUCACAGAUAAAGAAGUGGACGAGCUGUUCCGAGAGGCGAAUGUCAAGUCAAAUGGAACUGUCAACUAUGAGGAGUUCACCCAGAUGGUGACGCUGCCACCCGUUGAUUACUGAGUGUCAAGCAAAGACGUGCGGUUUUCCAGGCCAGCAAGUCAGAGUCCGCUCUAUGUGCACUGAACAUCAAUCUGCACAAGUACUGGUGGAUGAUUCCUUCAGUGAUUACCUAUACCAUCCAUCCAUUUUCCAUAAUUGCUUAUUCUUAUUGAGGGUGAAGUGUGGCUGGAGCCUUGGACAGAUAGGGAAACACCUUGGAUGG